UAACUACUUGUGUCCGUCGCUCCUUGAAGAAUACAUUCCCUUUAUAUACCUCAUUCCAACCGGCUGAUCCCCUUGGAGGCGGCAGUUUGCCAGGAAUAUUUAGGGCACGAGGUCUGUACACAUUACAUUGGUUAAAGGGAAGCUAGUAGCGUCAAUAUAGCAUCGGUCCCUAACGUCCCCAGCAGCUUGUGGGACGACAACGAAAGAUUGCAUUCGUUAGCCGCUCAUAACUCCAUUUCAGCAAAACUGCUUUUCUCUGGCGUUUCCUGACAAUGGAUAUCGGUGCCUGGGAGCACCUCCUCGAUGUGUGUACAGUUCAGCUGCAAACCGAUUCUCGUCUCAAGCUCGUAGACACAGCAGACAUACAUGAACGCCUCCGAGCCGAAGUGGACAACGGUGAAGGCCCACGAUACCAGCAGCGUCUGGCGAAUAUUCUCCUCGUUCAAGGUCUCGCCGAGGCCGUGCUCGCACAGCAUCGCAGACCACAGGCCAUUGCAAGGACUACGCCUCCAUACCUUCAACCGCCUCUACCGCAGCCAGCCCUGCCCCAGCCUGCUUCCACCCAGGGCCCUCAGAUUCACCCUAUCAACGAUGACUGCGCCCCUGCUAAAGCAUCGUCAGCAUUGCAAGUCAAGAGGGCCUCUCCACAUGCUCAGCCACCGGAUACUUCUACACAAUUGUCGGAGCUUCGGUCACCAACGGGGCAGCUUUCGGAGCCUAAGGGACAGGGCGCACACGGUCUUUCGCACCUGUCCUACCACAGCAAGCCGACCGCCAAGCCGCUGAUCCCUGGUGGUCCUUGCGAGAAUCCGUUUUGCGGAGUGGUGGAGGCUCCCCAGUGGCGCCGCAUCGAGAAGAAGCUGGUGUGCAACCGCUGCGGCAUGUACUACCACCGGCACUCGCGCUUCCCGGACUGGAGCUACUUUAAUGGUCUUGCCAGCAAGCAGGCGCUCCGACAGGUGGUCAUCACCCAUCGCACCCGACCGGACCAGCCUCCAUCCUCCUCCGCAGCUCCGACAGGCCCCUCAUCCGCAGCAGCCCCAACCGCCGGAGUCACCUCAACGCCGCGGCCUCCACCUCACCACCUGCUGCUUGCGUCCUCCACUGCCACCACCGCCUCAGGAGGAGGAGGGCUGCAGGGCCCGCGGGCAGCGGGACCCGCCUCCCAGCACCCCCCAGCCGGCAUCACCACCACCACCACCGCAGCGUCCGCCAUGGCUACGGCCGCCGCUGCUGCUGCAGCGCUGGCAGCCGGGUCGGGUGCUGCGGAUUCCAGCCUUGCAGCCACUGGCAUGGGGCUGUUGGACCUGUUGCGACGCAAGGGAACCAAAUUGGAUCCAGCACUGACGGAAAAGGUACUGGUGACGCCUGUCAGCCAGAUGGAUAUUGACACGAUUCGCAGGCUGCAGGCGUUGCUGUCAGAACGGGCUCAGCAGGGGGAUCAGCAGCAGCAACAACAUCAGUUGCGUGGGGCUGGCGGAGGAGGGCAACGGCAGCAGCAGCAGGCCCCUGGCACGGUGUAUGUGUGCUCGGAUGCUCCUCGGUCGCCCUCGCAGCAGCAGCAGCACCAGCAGGAGGGGCAGCGAAGCCCCGACAGCCCCUCCUCAGACUCCACAUUCGCGCCGGUGUCCGUGAACAGCGGCGCGGCUGCUGCUGCAGCCGGCGCAGACGGCGGCAGAGCGGCACAUGCGUCAACAACAACAACGCGGCAUGCAGACGCAACAAGGGUGGUGGCGCCCGGACGGGAUGCGGGUGAGUGUGCUGAUCCCUCUCCGCGGUCCUCCUCUCAGCACCAGCAACACGGCACCGAGGGUGGGCGGCAUGAAGGAGGGCAGUCAGCAGCAGCUUCUGAACGUGGUAGCAGUGCAGUGGGAGCCACGACCGCUGCUCCUCGCCUGCAGCAGCAGCAGGCCCGCAACAGCAACAGCGAGCUGCAUAGCCCUCGGGGCGCAGGAAUGGUGGCGCAGGGAGGGAGAAGAGCCCUCCACAGCAGCGCUGAGGGUGAUGAGGGUGGUAAGGAGGAGGAGGGCGCGGAGGUGCCGGCGUCGAAGCGCACUCGCACUGGUGUUGCUGCUGCUGCUGCCCAGCCGCCGCCACACGCAGCAACGCACCAGCAGCAACAGCAGCAUGACGGGGAGAGCUACGAGGGGGCGGUGUGGCGGGAGCAGCGGGAAGCGUCCUUCGGCCAACAACGUCAGCAGCAGCAGCAGCAACCACACCCAUCGCGAGCUGUGCAAUUGCACGGGUCCUCCCAGCAGCACCAGCAGCAGAUGCUCCUAGCGGCGUUGUUGCAGCAGGAAAAGGCGAUUCGGGCCCAUGAGGAACAGUUGCAGCAGCAUCACCCGCACCAACAGCAGCCACAACAACAACAGCAACACCACCACUGGGCAUCCGCGGAGGAGGGCUCUACCACGCCGCGGCGUGCCGGUUCUUCCCUCUUGGAAACAAUCGCCGCAGCAGCAGCGCUACAGCAACAGCAACAACACCAGGAACAACAACAACAACGCCACGCUCCCUCGCUGCGCCAUGAGGAGGCAAUCGACCGGCAGCAGCACCGUCAGCAACACCAGCAACCACAGCAGCGCCUGCACCACAAGGAGCAAUCCACAGGGCAGCAACAGCAGCAACAACAGCACCUAGCCGGCAAGUCACAGAGGUCAGCCGUGGAGCGCUCCUACAGCACCGCCGCCGCCGCUGCUGCAGUUGCUUCCGCGCAUUGGCCUCACGCUGCUGCGGCAGGCGGCGGUGUGGAUGGCUUAGCACACCUGGGCGGCAGCGGACUGGUGGGCGGAUUGCUCAUGCGCGACCUGCAACAGCGUGCUUUGCUGGCCCAACACCAGCACCAGCAUCAGCAGGCACUGCAUUUGGCCGCUGCUGCUGCUGCUGCUGACCCGCAUGUCCACGCCCACGUUCGGAGUGAAGCCGCUCUCCUGCUCGCCGCCGCUGCAAACGCCGGACAGUACGAGGGUGCAUCCGUCGCGGGGGGCAGCAGCAGGGCUGCAGCAGCAGCUGCUGCAUUGGAGGCAGCAGCCGCAGCAGCGGCGUUGGGCCGCGCCCAUGCUGCUGCCAACACGCAGCACCAGCAAGCACAUGGCUUGUACGGGCUGCAGCAAGACGCCGGGAUAGCAGCGGCGGCUGCUGCCCGAUCUCUCGGUGGCAGCAACAGCGGUAGCGGUGCUUACAUGGAGGAUCUGCUGGGCAUGUUGCUUGCGCGGGGCCAGGGUGCGGGGCGUGCGGGUGCAAAGGCCGUGUCGCAGCUGCCUGUUAUAGAGACGUCAGGGCCGGGCGUUGUAGCAGCGGCCGGUGCGGGUGCUUACCCUGGGGGCGCUGCGUCGUCGAAGCAGCAGCAGGGGAGCAACAGGCAGGGAUCCGGGGGCAGUGCCGCGGGGCCGGCCGCGCUGAUGCCGGUGCUGGAUCUGGGGAAACCUUCCACGGCGCUUGCGUUUUGAGUGGGAGGAGUGGUUGAUGGUGAUGUGCGGGGUGCUUGGGUUGGGAGGGGGUGUGGGAGGUUUGUAUACCUGCCGUGAGCAGGAGGGCUGCUUAACAGAGGAGCGUCGCCUGGGGAUGGUAAUGGCGAACGUCAGCUUCACUCGGCUACUACUGAUACCAAAGUAUGCUUCACAUUUAUCAAAUCGGGUGUCUUGAUUAGACCGAGCUAGAAGCAGGCCGAGGCCUGGACGUAGCGCUAUCCUUUUUUAUACCGUGUGCCGAUUAAGAGAUGCGAGGAUUCCCGUAAAUACAUGCAAUGGCAACGUUGCAUGCGUGAUGCCAAAUGACGACGGCAACACUGAAUGACCCUGACACUCCUAGAGCGCUAUCCGCAUGUUGGGCGUCAAGUUAUGGACCAAACUACCAGCGCCUUUGACAAGCUCUUAUGAUUUGGGCCAUGAUGUUGAUUCGUGCAGUUUCUUGUCAUCUUGGGGUUUGGGUGUUUCCGCGCCCGCCACUGUCCGCCCUGUUUGCUGGCUGUUUCCUUCCUCCUGACUCUUACCUAGCGAGUACACUGACAUGGGCGUGCGUGCUCGACACUUCCGGCGGCAACAGCAAUGGGUGCCGCGUUGUUUGUUUUGCGUGCUGGCAGUCAUAGCGCUUGGCAGCACGCAGUAAUAUAUGCUGCGUGCACCUCUCGCUGUGUUACUUGCUGUGAGGGGUGCUAUAUCUGCAUGCCCCAAGAUAUAGCGUGCGCAUGUCUUGGGGCGUGGAGGUGAUGGUGUUGCCUUUUGUACACUAGUUAACCGAGCGUCAUCCCGAGGCGAUGGUAAAGAUUGUUGAUUAUAUUAGAUGAGCUUUCAUUCGGCAAUUCCUCUUGUCUCUCUCUCUCUCUCUCAUGGUUCGGUUCCCUUGGCGUCGUGGCGGUUCGGAGACAGACACAUCCGUAGGGUGUUGGAUUUAGGUCUGCAGGCACAGGGGGUCUACAGGCACGGGGGUCUGCAGGCACGCUGGCAGUGCAGUGAUUCGGAGGAAGGAGUCUACGAGAGAUGAUUCCUGCCGUUAUGUUGCUUGUCAUGUGGCUUAAAAAAGCGAUGUGCCAUUAACACCGGCGACGUGUGGACAGGGUUACUGCCAUGUCGCCCCAAACGGCACAUGGUCCCGAAACCAACAUGCCUGGGAGUUUUGGGCUUUGAUUGAAAACGGCCAUGCGGCUCGAGGUUUGCCCUCAUUGCAAACGGCUUGGAGCUGUUUUUUUUGUGCCGAGGGGGGGUGACAUGAGGUCUGGCUGGGAAUCACGUAUUUCAUCUAAUUGCGUGUGCUCGUGCCUGUUUUGAUGGUCAUUCGUGGAUUGGGGAUUCAUGGUGACCCAGUUAAUGAACCCUAGUAAGCAUGAACUGGAUAACGUUGUCGGGUAAACACGUGGAUGAUGUCUUGGAGGCCCUACAAACGUGGCGUGCGGCACUGUGCGGUUUUACCAUGCGGCGAACGAAUGACGGGCAGCGGGGUGAAGGGAGGAGCGCACAAACGCAAGAGAUAAACACGUCGGUCGGUCACCGUUGCGGAGUUGUUUGGCCGUUUUUACAUAUGUGUGUGUUGCAUAUGUAUGUUAUACUAGUAGGGCGUUUUUGCUGCUGUGUACACGGUCAAUGAACACGGGCCCGUGGACGUUUUUCGCACUUUUUAGUGUUGUCCGCUACAAAGCGAAGAGAGUCUUAGCAACCGAAUUGGGAAUUGUGGUCCUUAUUUGCGGGCUUGCUCUAUACUUGGGACAUACGGCAAAACGACAGCUGCCGUACAACUCCGUUAACUGUGCGUACGUCGCUCUGAGGCUGGUUGAGCUAACUGCUAUAUACCGUAACUGGGCACGUUGCCGGAGGGCCUGCCUCUUAAUGUGAAAUGGAUUGUCUGCAGGAACGUCUCAACGUACGUCCCGGACAUGUUGUCAAUUGACACACGUUUUCCCACGAUUGCGGUGUAUGGUGCAGUGUGGUCAGUUGUAUGACGACACAUUGUUGGCAACUCCGCUUGAAAGCUAAUAAGCCAGUUGUUGUUGUCUCCGUCCUGAGUACCGGUAAGCUUUAAGCUGGUUUGUUGUCAGUCCUGGAAGGAAGGGUAUCCUGCGCUGUAGUAAAAGGUGUCUGUUGGUUUGUUCCUGUUUGUGCAAGAUGUGUUGCUGUUUUGCUUGUGCUGCAAGCCUGAAAUCUUGACGAUUGCACUGGAUUCUUGUGAGUAUGGUAGGGACUGAGUUGGGAUGGAGCGCGCAUGCACUGAUGUGGGAAGGCGGGGCAACGGUGCAUUGUACUCAUAUAUACACUCUUACACUGUGGUAUA
Messenger RNA from Astrephomene gubernaculifera, 5763 nucleotides. NCBI's taxonomy places the organism in Eukaryota, Viridiplantae, Chlorophyta, Chlorophyceae, Chlamydomonadales, Astrephomenaceae. The record is from the annotation of a GenBank genome assembly.